AUGAAGAAAGCAAGACGAAUUACCGAUAUUCCGUGUCUUCACGAAGAGAUUCUUGGUGUUAUUUUUUCAAGAUUACCAGUUAAAACUCUGCUGCGAUUGAAGUACUCAUAUAAGGGCUAUUGCGAUCUGAUUUCAAGCCCCUGGUUUAUGACUCUGCAUCGCAAGAGGUUUAGUUCAGACCCUGAUAACCAUUGUAUCUUUGUUCAGACUGGGAAGAUAAAUCGUUUGAUCCGUCUACAAAAUCCUGGCAACUUGAUAAAGCUUAAUGAACCCUGUAGGACCGAUUAUACUGUUAUAGGUUCAAUCAAUGGCUUGAUCUGUCUAGUUACUAAUAUUGCUUCCCGUCAAUGGAUUUGCCUAUGGAACCCUUCCAUAAAUCAAUACAAGAUGUUCCCUGUGCACAAUGAUAACCCUGAAAAGACACGCAAAUGUGAUGUUAGUAUGGGUUUUGGAUAUGAAAAAGGUUCUGAUGAUUACAAGGUCAUCAGGGUUCUAAGCUAUAAAACAGGUUGGCCAUUGACUAUACUUGAGAUUUACUCAACAAAUUCGGACUCUUGGAAAGAAGUGAAGUCUCAUAGUCGCUUAAUUAAAUUGAAUACCUGCUUCUGUAAUGUAAUUGUUGAAGGGCUUACUUACUGGGUUGCCAAGGACUUGGAUGGAAGUACUGUUCUUGCCUCGUUUGUUUGGAGUAUAGAGAAGUUCUUCAUAAUUCCUUUACCGGAAGAAGUGAUAACUAAAUCUCAAACUUUUGUGGCCACGAACUAUCAUGGGUCAUUUGCAUUGCUUGCAUACUCUUCACCCAGCAAAUUCAAGGCGUGUGUUGACGUUUGGGAGAUUGAACUUGAUAUCUCUGCAGAGGAGUGUGACUGGAAAAAGAAGGACACCUUUCACACGGAUUUUGGCUUUUCAAUGCAUUGGGGUCUUACUGGUGGAGAUAUAGUAGUUGAAAAUGCUCCAAACAUGCCCUUCUUGUUCAACGUGACAACAAAACAGAUGUGGGAAAUGGGAAUAAAUCCUAUUCUUUCACUUUCCAACUAUACUGAGAGCCUUGUAUCAAUUAAGGGGUUCAGGCGUGUCCGCAAUCAACUGAAAAGGAAGAGGAAGGCUUCAAAUCCAGUAAGAGCAAGAUUGAGCUAA
Molecule: messenger RNA, 1137 nt
Organism: Solanum verrucosum
Lineage: Eukaryota; Viridiplantae; Streptophyta; Magnoliopsida; Solanales; Solanaceae
Product: F-box/kelch-repeat protein At3g23880-like
Exons: 1
Coding region: 1-1137 (378 amino acids)
Molecular function (GO): protein binding
Source: RefSeq, a predicted model, not a curated record